Ananas comosus (pineapple) is the source of this 2069-nucleotide messenger RNA. Its product is annotated as protein UPSTREAM OF FLC-like. Lineage: Eukaryota; Viridiplantae; Streptophyta; Magnoliopsida; Poales; Bromeliaceae. The transcript has 6 exons. The coding region runs from base 211 to 1755 and encodes 514 amino acids. The record is from RefSeq and is a predicted model, not a curated record.
CCCACUCCCCCCUCAAUCAAUUGAAUUUAAUUUAAUAUACUCCUUCUAAUUCCCCUUUUUCCACGGCAAAGUAGUAGCAGCAGCAGCAGCAGCAGCAGCAGUUGCAGUGGCAGUAGCAGUACUACCUACAACACUCUGCUUCCUCUCUCCACCCUUAUUCGCCAUUCCUCGUCCCAUUGCAUCAGGGUUUUGAGAUUUUUGAGACGGGAAAUGGAAGCGCCCGAGGAGGAGGAGGAGGAGGAGAAGAAGAAGAAGAAGAAGAAGAAGAUCCCCGUUGUGUAUUACUUGUGUCGGAAUCGACGCAUCGAGCACCCGCAUUUCAUUGAGGUGCCCCUCUCCUCCCCUGAAGGGUUGUAUCUCGGAGAUGUGAUUAAUCGCCUUAAUUUGGUGAGGGGAAAGGGAAUGCCCACCAUGUAUUCGUGGUCGUGCAAGAGGAGCUACAAGAACGGAUUCGUGUGGCACGAUCUCUCCCACGACGAUCUCGUCCUCCCCGCCAACGGAGAUGAGUAUGUUCUCAAAGGUUCUGAACUCUUAGAUCAACCCUCUUCAGAUCGGAUUCAUCCGAACAACGGGAACCCAAAACCGAAAAACCCAAAGCAACCCCCCCAGCAAGAAUCACCCAAAUUUUCUAGAUCCAAAGAAGCUCCUUUUGCUUCCUCCUCUCCUCCUACUGUUGUCGUUAGAGAAUCCAACCCUCCGCCUUCUCCUCAAGAAGAUGAAAAAGAGGACGAAGAAGAAGAAGAAGAAGAAGUGUCGUCUCAAGAGUACGUCUCUUCGGGUUCGGCGGAGUAUAGAGUAUACAGGCCAAUUGGUUCUUCGGACGCAGCAACUCAAACUGACGACGAAAAUAAAAAAAGUGAUCACCACGAUAAGGAGAACGAGAAUCUCACUACGGUUGUUUCUACUGACAAUGGCUCGACGACUCUUGAUUCUAUCAAUAAUCAUGCUCGACUUUCGAAUGGUAGCAGGUCAGAGACUUUAGAGUCUUUGCUUAGGGCGGAUGCUAGAAACAAGAACAUCUUUAGAAGACUCAAAGAGGAGGAAGUGCUAAUUCCCACCGGGCCGAAGAUGAAGCCUGGUAAUAUCUUAAUGCAGCUGAUCACUUGCGGGUCUUUCACCGUGAAGGAUCACGAAAGCUAUGGUAUCGUCUCAAAUUACCAGCCAAGUUUCUCGCACAUGAAGUUCCAAUCAUCGGUAUUUGCUCGCUCGAGUAUGCUUGGAGAGCUUGAUUGCCUUUCGAAAGAUCCAAGAUUAAUGGGAUUGAAAUUGGAAGAUAAGGAGUAUUUUAGUGGUAGCUUGAUUGAAACUAAGAAGCAUCGGGAGGAUAUAGGGGAAAGGAUGCCCGUUCUGAAACGAUCUUCCUCCUACAAUGCCGAAAGAAAGUGCAGGAAGUGCAAAUUGGAGUCCAGAAGGCACGGGGAAGAGAUUGAGGACACAUCAGUUGCAAGAUGCCUCCCUCGAGCUAUCAAACUUACACCUCCAAAGCAGCCCAAAAAUGAAAAAAUUACUUCUCCUAUUUCCGAUUGCCCGAGGUGCUCGUCUGUUGGGCCCGAGUGUGACCGCUCCUCAAUAGGAGAAAGCAGCAGAAGUAUCACUCAUGCUGCCUCAGUUCAUGGAUCAUCCAUGAGGUUAGAAUCCUUGAAAGAAGAAAAGGAGAAGCUUAUCAGGAUCGAGGAAAGGCUUACGUCGGGAGCCCGAGUUAUUAUCCGGUCAAGAAUUCCAUGCGAUGAUAGUGCAGACGGCUCUGACACCUGAUAAGCAUGAUCUUCUGAUGCUUAUAGUAUAUCCUUUCUUCGUCAAUCUCCUUGGAAGGUUUAGGUUAAAAGGAAGCAUUAUAUGAUUUGAAGAGUUGUUACAAAUCAAAUGUUGUUAUCUUUCUCGAACAUGCAUGUUAAGUUUGAUUGCUUUCUUGAAAACGGAAAACUACUAAUGUGGUCAACUUCUGGUUUGUUGCUUCCUUUGUUCUCUACAAAUUGGUCGGUGAAAGACGAAUCUUUCGUUAGCCAUAAGCAGGUUGUUUUGAUAAAACUCUUAAAUGUUUUUCUCAGAAAAAGAGAGAUAUUUUGUUA